Molecule: messenger RNA, 675 nt
Organism: Camelina sativa (false flax)
Lineage: Eukaryota; Viridiplantae; Streptophyta; Magnoliopsida; Brassicales; Brassicaceae
Product: transcription factor DIVARICATA-like
Molecular function (GO): DNA binding
Source: RefSeq, a predicted model, not a curated record
AUGGUUUCGAUUCCGCGGUGGACGAAGGAAGAUAACAAGCAUUUUGAGAUUGCUCUGGCGCAAUUCCCGGAGGGCUCGCCGUCUAUUUUGGAGAGUAUCGCCGAGCAUCUGCGGAAACCGGUGGAGGAGGUGAAGUUCUACUACGACGAUUUGGUCUACGAUGUUGAGCAGAUCGAAACAGGUAAGGUUCCUUUGCCCAAGUACCGGGAUGAUGAUGACGAUUACGUGUCACUGAAGAAAGCGGCUGAGUCCAAAAGCCAAGGCACGGGGAGAAAGAAGGGAAUUCCUUGGACACCAGAGGAACAUAGAUUGUUUCUGGAUGGACUAGAGAAGUACGGGAAAGGAGAUUGGAAGAGCAUCUCGAGGGAAUGUGUGAAGACAAGGAGCCCGAUGCAAGUGGCAAGCCAUGCUCAGAAGUAUUACUUAAGGCAAAGUUCUGACAGUAAGAAGGGGAAACGCUCGAGUAUCCAUGACGUGACUCUGGGACAUGCGGACAAUGUAACCGUUCCUGGGUCCAACUUGAAGUCUAUGGGACAUCAGCCACAUUUUGGUGACCAAAUUCCUCCGGAUCAAUAUUACCAACACUACUCGCAGGACAACUUCGGGCUUUUUGAUGAUGAUGCUCAUGGUGGGUGUUUACCAAGCUAUGAUGAAUUAUAUUCUUACAAGUUUUGA